Molecule: messenger RNA, 5457 nt
Organism: Oncorhynchus nerka (sockeye salmon)
Lineage: Eukaryota; Metazoa; Chordata; Actinopteri; Salmoniformes; Salmonidae
Product: protein MTSS 1-like
Exons: 13
Coding region: 714-2990 (758 amino acids)
Biological process (GO): cell projection assembly; plasma membrane organization
Cellular component (GO): cytoplasmic side of plasma membrane; actin cytoskeleton
Molecular function (GO): actin binding; phospholipid binding
Source: RefSeq, a predicted model, not a curated record
GCGUACGGUGGUAGCAACACACACAAGGCAAGCAAACGCAAAACGAUACGUGGAUUCUCAUCGAAUAGUUAGUUGGGUGAAAGGCCAUGACACACAUGUGCAAACAAGCUAAAAACGCAUAGGAAUAAGAGGAGUCAUUUUCACCGGACCAUGGGAAACUGAAAUAAGAUUUUAAAAUAAAUAUUAUUCGCUGACUAGUAAGUAAUUUAUCAAGAAUCUGCCAGUUACCUGCCCGCGCGUUAGCGAUCAGGUCGCUAGUAAGGUAUUGCUAGCCAUCCGCAUUGCCUAUUUGGCUGUGUGGUAGUUAUAGGUUUGGAUACAGUAAUAUCAGGUCAAUUCGACGGACUUUCCAUUCGACCUACCGGGCGGUACUCAACCAUGCCAUGUUUUCUUGGAGGUGUAACAAGUUGGCUGGCUAGUUAGCUAGCUAGCCUACCACACUGAGUCUGACUGGAACAGUAUUGCAACGGCAGUUAACAGACAGUAUGUGGUAUUACUAUUCCAUAUAGCUAGCUAUGUAUUGUCCCCCCCCCGAUUUUUGUUUUACUCUCUAAAUAACUAACGUUAGGUAGUUACUUUGAAAUAUAUUUGUCUCGAUCGGGCUCUGUUUUUGGCCCAAUUACACUUUGCACGUCGGGGUUUCCCUCAACAUAUUUAUACACGCAUUACUUUGAACUUUAGCUACUACUGUUAGUAGUUUUUCGACUUGGAAAAUGGAUUCGGGUAUUGAAAAGGAAUGCAGCGCUCUGGGAGGGCUCUUCCAGAUCAUCAUGAACGACAUGAAGGCUAGUUAUCCAGCCUGGGAGGACUUUGUAACAAAAGGAGUGAAGCUGCAAUCCCAGCUAAGGACAACUAUCGUCGUCACAGGCUCUUUCCUGGAAGCCUUUCAGAAGGUGGCAGAUAUGGCGACUGGAACAAGAGGGGCGACAAAAGAGAUUGGCUCGGCCUUGACGAGAAUGUGCAUGAGGCACAGAAGCAUCGAGUCAAAACUAAAGCUCUUCACCACGGCAAUAACAGAUACCCUGAUCAAUCCCCUGGAGCUGAAGAUUGAGGAGUGGAAGAAGGUUGCCAGUCAGUUGGACAAGGACCAUGCCAAAGAAUAUAAGAAGGCCCGAGCAGACAUCAAGAAAAAAUCCUCAGACACAAUCAAGCUACAGAAGAAAGUUAAGAAAGGGAAGGAUGAAGUGCGCGGGCAGUUGGACAGCGCCCUGCAGGAUGUGAACGUACGCUAUGCUGUGCUGGAGGAGACUGAGAAGAGGGCCGCAUGCCGUGCGCUCAUCGAGGAGAGGGGCCGCUACUGCUCCUUUGUCAGCAUGCUCAAACCCGUGCUGGAUCAUGAGAUCAGCAUGCUCGGAGAGGUGACCCACCUGCAGACCAUCCUGGAAGACCUGAGCACCCUGACGGCCGAGCCCAGCAAACUACCCCCGGCCAGUGAACAGGUGAUCCUGGAUCUGAAGGGAUCAGACUACAGCUACAGUUACCAGACGCCCCCUGCCUCCCCCAGCAACACACUGUCCCGCACGAGCAGCAUCAGCGGUAACUACAACUCUGUGAGGCACGUCCCCUCUCUGGACUCCAUCACCUCUUUGGAUGGCAUUCACCUCCGCCCACCCUCCAUGGAAUCAGCACAGGAGGUGAGCGGGUCGUGGUCGGGACAUACCGGGUCGGGCACAGAGAACGGCACGGCCAUGCCUCCUCCUCACAACUCCUACACACAGCACGGAGAGAGGGCCCGCGCCUUGUCCACAUCCGGAAAGCCCCAGAGUGCCCGGGAGCAGCUGGCCCUGGCCCUCGGCGGAGGGCUCAACUCGGAGGCCCCCCGCACCAGCCACGACUCCCUCCACUGCUCCAGCGGCUACAGCACGCAGACCACCACGCCCUCCUGCUCUGAGGACACCAUCCCCUCCCACGACUACGACUACAUCUGCCUGCGCCGGGGUGAGGAGGAGCAUCACGGCCCACCUGACUUUGACAAGUCCUCCACCAUCCCGCGCAACAGUGACCUCAGCCUGCAGUACCGCAAGAUGUUCCAGAGCAAGCGACCCGCCUCCACAGUCAGCUUGCUGGCCGAGCCCGAGCUGCUGGGCCUGUGCCAAUCGCACACUGCCACCAUCCGCCGCAAGCCCUCCUCCAAGCCUGCCUACCGCCGCGGCACCAUCAGCGGCGGCGUGCCUAUCCCCAUCUGCACCCCCCAAGUGCCCCUCAAAGCCCUGGGCGUAGAAGGAGGGGGAGGCAACUGCGGCGGAGGGGUGAACAGCGGGAGCAAUGAGAACAUGGGGCCACCAGAGGGCGGGAUGGGCAUGAGCUGGAAGGUGGACCACGGGCUGGUCCACACCAAGCACAGCCUGUGCACAUCGACCCAGAGCCUGAGCGCCAUGCCCUUGCACCAUUCUUCGUCCACAUCACCGUACUACUCGCUGAUCCCGGGCCAGGCGCCAGUUCCCAUGGGUAGCUCGGAGCAGCUGUACCAGCUGAGCAAGCAGCAGCAGUACGCCCUGCACCAGCAGCAGCAAAAGCAGUACCAGCAGCAGCACCUGCAGUAUCAACAGCAGCCCCAGCCACAUCAGGUGCAACCAACAGCCCAGACACAACAACCGCAGCAAACGUUUCAAUUACAGCAACGUUUCCAGCAACAACAGCUACAGCAGCAACAACUGUACCAACAGCAGCUCCAGCAGCAGCAGCAACAGAAGCUCCAACAUCAGAAGCAGCUUCAGCAACAGCAGCUCAUACAACAACAGCAGCAACCGAUUCAGCAGCAGUCUCAUCUCCAACAACAGCACAAUACUUCUGGCACUGCCAACCAGCUGGUGGAGAGCGGGCACUGCCUGCCCCCCCAGCAGCCCCCUGCCGCCCAGGAGCAGGAUGCGGAGGAGCCCUCGGAGGCCGGAGGUCACAUGGUCACUAUGAUCCGGGGAGUGAAACUGCGUCGGACCCUGACCAACGACCGAUCUGCCCCCUUCAUCCCCCCGCCCAGCCAUUUCAAAUGAAUCCCUCCCUACCAGUGUAGGUUGUCAUCGUUUUGUUUUUCGGUUCUUGCUUGUCUUUUAGUUUUUCUUGCUUUUUUUUUUGGUGGGGGUGGAUGUUGCCUUUUUGGACAUUUCGUCUGGUGUAAAAGGCUUCCAUCUCUCUAAUCAAAUGUCCAGCAGCACUGUGUUUUAAAAUGAUUAUUAUAAUCUUCCUCAGAUGGACUCGUAGGUGAAUAUGCCCUCUUUAUCACUCUGUAAUUAAGAUGUUUAUACAUACGAGGUUGCGUGUUGGCUAUAUAAAAGCAUUUGAGGUCAUGGAUCAGGGGUAUUCAAACUCUUACACUACGAUGUCCGGAACCUGCUGGUUUUCUGUUGUACCUGAUAAUGAAUUACACCCAUCUGGUGUCCCAGCUCUAAAUCAGUUCAUUAGAGGGGAACAAAUAAAAAAAGCAGUGGAACUGGAUUCAAGGACACAGGACUAGACCUAUAUAGCUUUCUCGUCUGUAUCUCGUUCAAGAUGAUCAAGUUAGCUCAAUCACUCUCGUGUACUGUUAGGUCCACAGUGAAAUGCUUUGAGCUGGCUUUUCUAUUUAUUCAGUUGACUUUUUUUUCUCAACACACACACACACACUUCACCUUCUGUGUGGCGGAGGCAAUGGGCCCCUUGUGAUGGAGUUUGACUGUUUAAGCCAAUCAGAGGCUUGCACUGCAGGGCAGAGAGGGGUCACGGGUUCAACAAAGGGCUUUGUGGGACUUUUGAUAGCAGGGGUCAGGACUUAAUGUGUACCGUAAGAUCGUUGGGCUGAAAAGUAAUCAGUCUCUUUUAUGAGGAACGUAUGGUGCCAUUGUGACAUACCAAUCCCAGCCUAGAUGAACUCCCCUGACUCCUCUUCCCCCUGACACAUGAUGCACUCACUGGCCAAAUUAAGAUUUUAGGAAAUAAUAUACAUUUUUAUAAUGAUAUGAAAACCGAUGUUGCGGACCAAUCAAGCUGUCGGAACUACUUACAGACCAUAGAAGUCAUGUGAGGAGACUAGCUGUUUGUGGGGUGACAACAGUUUGUCCUGCUGUGGGUUAGUGGUUUUGGGCUGUUCCUAGAAUGUGAGCCCCACCCAACUGUUAAUCACAGCGUGGGGGAGGAUGUUGUGAAAUCAUUUGAUUAAAGGCACUUAAGUGAUGUGGCAUUGCAUUUAGAAUUUGUUUACCAUUGUGUUCUUCUUAACCAAACUACUUUAAAUGUGUGGGGGUUUGGGCCUUCUAGCCUUUACACAUAGAUACUCCUCCCUCAAAAAUCCUGAGUGGGGGGAGGUAUAAUACAAUACCGACUCCGCUAAGUGCAUAUCCCUCUCCCCCAACAUUAAAGGAGACUAGCACCCGGCUGGGUUAUUCUUUUCUCUGUCUCACAUUCCCCCCCAUCCCUCCUUUUUUCUUUCUUCUUUUGAACCUCCCGGUUUGUGUAGGAGGCCCAAUUACCUGACACCAGUUGCUGCCUCACACCUGUUGCCGGGUGCAUGGAAUGACCCCAUUGGCCGGUUUAGCGAUUGUGCGCCCUCCCAUCUUGCCUCUGGCCUCUUCAUGUUGCCCGGGAGAAAGGCCUGUUUCCCAGAGGAACUACAAUGGCCUCUGUAGUAGAGGCCUUUGUGACAGGAUUAUACAACAACGCACCUCCUGACUCAAGCAGCUUUAAAGCAAUAUCGGGCUGCAUUUGAUCCACAGCUUUAAGUUUAAGUUCUAGACGGCAAAUGGUAAUUAGAGUGCGCAUAUCUCCCUAACGCCAAAUUAUGAAGCGGCAAUGCCCUAGCGGAAUGAGCAGGGGUCGUGGAUAGUCAAAUUAUGGGGCAGCUGAGCUGGGACAUUCUCUCUCUCUGUUGGGUUAAUUGUAUGUUAUCUGAUAAGAUUUGUGUUUUACUGAGAAGUCUCUCAGUUUGAGUGAAGGAAAUCCAAAUUCAGUUGUAUAGACUAAGGAGAUGAAAUGAUAACAAGUUUUGUAUGAAUGUAAAAAAAAAAAUUUUUUUGAAUGAUCCUUUUCAGGCCCAGCCAGCCUACAGUCCCACUCCCACCCCACUAAUCAGCUUAACUGAAGAGCCAAACCCUGUUCUAAAAGCCAUGUUCCAGUUAUUGACCUUGGCCCAUGGGUUCUGGUCAAAAGUAGUGCAGUAUAUAGGGAAUAGGGUGCCAUUUGGGACCCGGGCUCUCUAGUCUGUUACCAAUGCCACUCACCGGCAGUGUGUGAGAAGCUGAGACUUUGAGUUUUGACAAUACAUUUAGAAAAUAUCAAAUGGACUUUUCCUGACAAUUUUGACCCCAAAGCUGCCCCAUAGAGCUCCAACUGACCAGCCCUCCUCGUGUUGAUCCAGUUCUGUAAAUAGUUUCUCUCGUUGUAAAAGCGUUCCAUUGCUAUGUGUCACAAAUGCACCUGUGUAGUGAAGCUGAAGCCUUAACUGAAAAGGAAUGUGGGUUUUAAAAUAUAAAUGCGUUCAAAAAGUUA